Messenger RNA from Lagenorhynchus albirostris (white-beaked dolphin), 8753 nucleotides. RefSeq names its product placental growth factor (gene PGF). Gene Ontology annotation, biological process: positive regulation of angiogenesis; vascular endothelial growth factor signaling pathway; vascular endothelial growth factor receptor signaling pathway. NCBI's taxonomy places the organism in Eukaryota, Metazoa, Chordata, Mammalia, Artiodactyla, Delphinidae. The transcript is spliced from 8 exons. Gene Ontology annotation, molecular function: growth factor activity; vascular endothelial growth factor receptor binding; chemoattractant activity. The coding region runs from base 362 to 1123 and encodes 253 amino acids. The record is from RefSeq and is a predicted model, not a curated record. Gene Ontology annotation, cellular component: membrane.
UUCAGUCCCAGAAGGGAGCUGCUGUCUGAGGAAGAAGCUGCAUCUUCACUCGCCAGCCACGAGAGGACCUGGGGUCGCGCCGGGCGCCCGACGGACCCUGCUCAGGGACCCGCCUGCCCCACACCGACCGGCCCUGCUGGGCCCUCCGCACCAGGUGCCCCAGCCGCAGCCUUACCUGCGGGCUCCAGGAUCCGCAGGGCUUCUAGAGGAUGCUCGGGCCACCGACAGGGACCUCGGGGCAGCAGUGAGGGGGGGCACCCAGCCCCCCAUUCAGCUCCUGUCCUCCUGUGCCAGGGGCUCCCCCGGGGUACGAGCAUGGUGGUUUUCCCUUGGAGCCCCCUGGCUUGGUACGUCUGAGAAGAUGCCUGCCAUGAGGCUGUUCACUUGCUUCCUGCAGCUCCUGGCUGGGCUGGCCCUGCCUGCUGUGCCCCCCCAGCAGUGGGCCUUGUCUGCUGCGAACGGCUCAUCAGAGGUGGAAGUGGUGCCCUUCCAGGAAGUGUGGGGGCGUAGCUACUGCCGGGCCCUGGAGAGGCUGGUGGACAUCGUGUCUGAGUACCCCGGCGAGGUUGAGCACAUGUUCAGCCCGUCCUGCGUCUCCCUGCUGCGCUGCACGGGCUGCUGUGGCGAUGAGAACCUGCACUGCGUUCCAGUGGAGACGGUCAAUGUCACCAUGCAGCUCCUGAAGAUCCGCUCUGGGGACCGGCCCUCCUACGUGGAGCUGACGUUCUCUCAGCAUGUGCGCUGCGAGUGCAGGCCUCUGCGGGAGAAGAUGAAGCCAGAAAGGAGGAGACCCAAGGGCAGGGGGAAGAGGAAGAGAGAGAAGCAGAGACACACAGACUGCCACCUGGCCUGUCUCCUUCCACCAACAGGACUCAGGAAAUCAUUUCAUGCCAUGGGACUGGGGCUGGCCAAGUCCUACCCCAUGAGCCCAACCCUGCACGAGCGGAGACCUCCACCCCACUCUGUGAAGCUAGGGAUGCUGGGGAGGAUUCUGGGUGCGGCGAUACUGUUCCCCGGAGGUAACCAGCCCCUCGGAGGAGAGAGACCCCACACCCAGCUCGUGUAUUUAUUACCGUCACACUCUCAGUUACCUCCCUGCUGGCACCUGCCCUCUAUUUAUUAGCCAAUUGUAUCCCUGCUGAAUGACUCACUCCCUCCAAGAGGAGGGGCAGGGAGGGACAGGACCCUCAGGAAUUCAGUGCCUUAAACAGAACGUGAGAGAAAGAAGACAGACCCAUGUGGCUUCAGCUUGGGAAGAAGCAAGACGUGUGGCUUUGUGAGGGGCAGGCCAGGCCCCAGAGGCUCCGGGGGUCACCAGGGGGCUGGAGAGGGAAGGACUGGAGACCCACCGCCUGCCCCCCGGCCUUGGGCUCUGCAUGGACCAGCAGCCCUUGCUGGGGGAGCUCCUGGCCGGGGUGGGAGUGGAGAAGCCUGCUCCCACUGGCCCUGCUGGGAGAGUGAGCAGGCAGCAGCUCUGCACCCUCUUCCUGGCAGCAGCUCUACCCCUGGAGAUCAGAACAUUCAGCUGUGGAGAACAGUGGUUGCCUGGGGGCCUUGGCCACUCCUUGUCCCCUAGGUCUGGCCUCACAUCUUGCCACUGCUUGUGCUGGGACAUUGUUCUUUACGGCUAAGGCGUCACCAUCCUGCCCCUCCCAGGGACACAGGCAAAGAGUGGCCCCAGGCUGGACAUGGAGCGAGCUGCCCCCGCGUGGCUGUUUGACCACCAAGCCAGAUUCUCUUGAAUAAAGUAUUUUAGUCUGGAAACAGCUUUCCAGGGGAGUGUGUCGGCCAGAGCAGCGGGCAAUAGCAGGACAUGGAAGCAGGACAGAAGUAAAAGGAACCGUGGGCUCCAGGGCUCCCCGGGGGUAGCUCGAGCCUGUUGCUGCAGCUCCCUGGGGCAUCUUCUCCCAGGUGCUUUAGGUACGGCCCUGAGGCCCACUCCUCCCGUAAUGAGGGGUUCCCAGGAUGGAGGCUUGGCCCCAAACUUGGGAGGCCCUGACCCCAGCCACCCCGAUCACCCUCAAAUUCAAGAGCACAGUCCCCUUCCUCUCCCUGCCAGGGCCACCCUAUACCCAGCCCAGUGCCCGACCCUCUGGACCCUGAGUGAAUGGGGGCUCCCAGGUGCCACGGACUGUGGCCCUGGGGGACUGAACUGCACCACCUCCAACCCACGCUGGCUGCUGAACGCAGGGAUUGGCAGAUGCUGCCUGAUCUCUUCCUCCUUUGACCUCCUGUCUUCCUCUGUCUUCCUCCUGAACACCUUGGCAUGAAAUGAGAAAAACAUGUUUUUUCUUUUUUCAAUCCCAUACACUUACUCUCUGAUUCCGUUCUGCCUUUGACCCACAAGAUGUGUUUGUUUUCCUGUUGUGUUUUGGGAAGGGGAGCUCCCUGUUCUCUCUAAUUGCAGGCUGCUCAGACAAAGCCACAAGGCCCGGGGGCAGGGGCCCGCCCCAGGCUUUGGAAGGAAGCCACGGACGCUCCAGUGAGGUAGGUGGAGUGGGGAGGCCCUGCUGAGGCCCUUGGUGGUCUGUUCACCGAGGCCUGGGCCCCCCUGGAGGACAGUCUGGUCAGAAUGUGCUUCUGGCUGGUGAUCACAGAGUAGGGGUGGGCCAGCCCCGGGGGACACGCUUUGCAAAAGAAACGCACUUUCUCUCCAGCUUCUCCACUCUUGGGCUUACGCAUUCUGAGCCGUUGCCUCUGACAGACUGAGAACUGAGAAGAGCACCCCUCCCCCUUAGGCUCUGAUGUGGCCCCAGGGACCCUACCGCAGCCCUUGCAGCAUCUCCAAGGCUCUCAGAUUCACAAGUCACCCACAUGGAGGUCUGCCUCCCCACCCAGACCAGCCACCUCUGUAGAGAACUAGACAGAGACCAGGGGAGCAUCCAGAGGCCAGAAGCAAAAGUCUGCAUCCGGGCCAGAGCCUCACAGCAGGAGUCAGUAGGAAAGGAGCUGACUGUCCACUUGACUACACUGGCCGUCCCUCCAAAUCAUUUAGGACCUAGAGGGCCCUUUUCCUUUGCUCUUUAUAUAUUUGUGGAGCCCCACCUGUGUACUUGACACUGUCCUAGGCACCAAGGACUCAGUGGGAAAUAAAACUCCCAGGACCUGCUCUCAUGGAUCUUGUAUUUAGUGGAGAGACAGACCAUAAUCGUGGUCCAAUAAGGAUGUUGGGUGGACUUUAUUCUUUUUCAAAUUGGAGACUGGACCAUAACUUAGGAAAAAGGGGUCUUGAGUAUCCCACACUCUAAAACAAAGAAGAAGCAAUUUGGGGCUGGACACAUCUGCCUACAGGAUUUAUUAAGAGAUGGCUGAAGUAAUCCUGCUAGGCUCAAACAUCACCCAGCAUCCCCUUCCUCGGUCUCCGUAAGCGGAGGACCAGGGAGGGGGAAAGGAGAGAGAAGGAGGGGAGGUCACCAGAGACCUGGGUUGCUGGCCCCUUCUCGUCUCCCUGGAGCUGGAUUUGUCAUUCAGAUUAGCCCAUGUGCUAGCUGGCUGGGAGUUGGAGGAAUGGAGAACUGAAUAGUGAGUAACAGAGGAUGGGGAGAGGGGACACCUCAGCACCUCCAGCGGGAGUUUCCAGGGGGACAUAGGGGAAGGUGAAUGGCCACGAGCCUCCUUUCCCGUGUUCUCCCAAGAGGGAUACGUGCAGAUGAGGAAACCCCAGAGGCUCGAGGCUGUGGACCUAGGGUUGGGACAGUAGCUGAGUGGAGGUGUCAGGUAUAGAUCUGGAAAGGGCACACAGUAGGGAGCAGUGCGUGGGGUAGCCCUGUAGUGUGCAGUGCACCCACGUGAGAGUGGGCAUCUAGACGCCCGUCAUACGAGGCACAUUCAUAGCUGGAGAAGAAAUGGCCACAGCGAAGAGAAACUUUCCCCUAAUUUCUCCUUCCCGGCCCUGUGAAAAAAGAGAAAGGGACUUUGGCGAGGAAAAUAGAGAGGAGUACAGGGGCAGACUAUGCCUCUCCCCGCUCCCUUGAGCCAAGUCCAGGCCCUGCCCAGGGGAGAGAAAGGGCUUAGUCUUAAAUUGGAUGGACCAGCCUAGAUGGGGCUGGACCUUUAAUAAAUUAAAGUGACAGGAACAUUAGAAGGUCUGCCCAAGAUGCUAUUAAGAAACAGGAAAAGGAGGAUCAACAUAGUUAAUCUACAAGCAAUGAUGAGAGAAAGAAACUGGUUGGUUUGUGCUCCCACGGUUUGCUCAAUAAGCAAUCUAUACAUGUAAACAGAGAAAUUAACGAGAAAAUGACUUAUUGCCAGAAUACGGUUCUGGCAUAUUAGAGAUGGCCCUUCCUUUGAGUUGAUCUGGGUCUGCUUUGAUCAAUAGAGUAUAGCAGAAGGGACUUUAUAAUUGUUCCAAGUCCUUUAAAGAGCACUGGCAGCUUCUGCCUUGGUCUCUUGGAACCCUGGGCUGCCAUGUAAGCAGUCCAACUAUUGUGAGGUCACCAUGUUGGAAGGAAGCCCAAGCUAGCAAUUUAGAUACGUAUGGAUAUGUAGGCAGGGGUAGCAGCCAGCUUCCAGUUGCUCCAGCUCCCAGGCAUUACAGUCAUCUCAGCUGAAGCCCCAGACCCCAUAGAGAAGAGAGACAUUAGCUGUACCCACUGUCCCCUGUUUGAUUUCCUAAUCCAUAGAAUUAUGAGAUGUAAUAAAAACAAAGUGUCUGGGGGCAGUUUGCUAUGCAGCAAUAGGGGCUGAAUGGAAAAUAAGGAAAGGUGAUGAGAUAGUGUUUGGGGAAGGUUCUCUAGACCAGGAGGUCAUGGAAGGCCUCUCUGUGGAGGUGACAUUUAUGGUGAAGUUAUGGUCAUGUGAAGAUCACUCCAAAACAGGACAAGAGCCCUUUGAACAGAAAACACAGCUGAUGCAAAGGCCUAGAAGGAAUCCCAGUGUGGCUAGAGUGUGAUGAGUAAGGAAGGAAGGGCCAGGAGAUGUGAUGUUAGAGGUAGGCAGGUCAUGAAGGGCUUUGCAGGGUAAGGAGUUUGAAUUUUGUUGUAAUGUAGAGGGAAACCAUUGGAGGGUUUCAAGCAGGGGAAUGAAGUGGCAUUACGUACAUUUUUGAAAGAUCACUCUGCCUUCCAUGCGGAGGAUGGACUUUAAGGGCACAAGCCCAGAGGUACAAAUACCACCUAGAAGGCUAUAGCAAAUCCAGACAACCAAUUAUGGUGGCUUUGUCUAGGAAGAAGCACAUGGAAUGGAGAGAAGUAGAGUUUGGUCUUAAUUAUGCAUGUGGGCUCGUUACUCCGAUCAUUCAUUCAUUCAUGAACAUUUUUUGAGUUUACUAGGACCAGGCAUUUUGUAGAAGAUACAUGUGUGAAGGGACAAAAUAUGUUAGCACAUGAAAGUCUUUCCAGUGUCCCCACUUACUAAAGAAAAUCCCAUUCUGGAAGAAAUAAGGAUAAAGAGAGAGGUCUUAGCUGGAAAGACUAAGUUGUUUACCUGAGAACUAAGAGAGAGAAGGCACGAUUCUGAGAGAGAAAUAAAAGAUGCCAGGGCCAGAGCCAGAGAAAGAGCUUGGUGCUCUGUUUGGAGCUUCUGAUGAUUUAAGACAGCAUGGGGAGCGAAGGAAGGGUUUGGGGAAUGUUGCUACACUUCCCUAAUGCUGAAGGCCCUAAUGUUCUUAGGCAGAAACCCAACCCAGUGAAACACCUGGAUUAGCUAGGAUUACACAGAGAUAGCUAAGACAUUGUCCCUGCUCCUAGAAAAACUCGUCAAAGGAAUCAGAUACGCACAGGUGAUCACAACAGAAGGAAAGAAGGCCACAUAGCUUCAGCAAAGGCAGAUGGAGUGCUACUAAAGAAAUCCGAGCUGAGCUGAUUUACCCAUGGAGAAAGUCAGGGCCAGCUUUGCAAAGUCAGUGACAUUGAGGAAUAGGCAAGCCUGAGUGCAGGGAGAUGGCUGGGGAAGGUGUUCUAGGUGGAGGCAACCCACUAACAAAGACCCAGAGGUGCACCGCCUCCCCCAAAUCCGGGGUAAAAGCCAGGGCUUUUCCAGUGGUUCAGUGUGACUGACGCUUAAGGUAGGUGCAGCAGAGGAGUGAUGGAUAAGGCCAGAAGGUGGGCUGGGCCCCAGGCGCCAUCCUCGGGAGGCAGGACUUUGCGAAGCAGCGGGAGGCACGGAAGUGUUCUAGGCAGGAGGGUGAGGUGAUCUUGGAAUUCCAAGCUGAAAGAAAAUUUACAAAUAAUCCAUUUCCAUACCCUCAUUUUGCAAAUGAAGAAGCUGAGGGCCAGGUGCGUCCAAAGCCGUGGAAGUUAAGUGAGUCAGAAUUUCACAAUUGACCAGUAAGUGACAGGAAUGGAAUUGAAUCCAGAUCUGGAUCCAAACUCCGUGCUCUCUACCCCUCACCGCAUCAUCUCUCCUCAGGAUGGAGCGCAGAGGAGGGGAGGGGAGGAGAACUGUGUCUGCUCCAAACCUAAGAGGCAGGCCAGACAUCUGCGUGGUGGGUCCACAGAACGGGCCCCUCUGCACACACUGGUGGGAAACCGAGGCUCCAGACAGGGCGGUGACAGGACAGAGCCUUGGUGUGGAAAGACGGCUCUGUCAGCACCGGAGCCCGGCAGCUGUUUUCCUAGAGAAGGCCGACCCUUCCCUUUCCUGAGGGAAGCCUGGAGUGUGCUCUCCCUACCCCGACGCUGGCCGUGACUGAGGCAGAUGAGGGCCUGGUCCCUGCUAGCCAUCUGUGGAUCCCACCUCACAGGCCACGGGGCUCCAGGCCAAAAAGAUAGUGUUUCUAGCCCCUGAGGUAGCUUUUUACCAUGGCAACCACCAGGCAGGACAGUCCGGCGGGGAGGAGGGUGAGGGCUUCCCCACGGGGCUGGGCACCCUCCCACCCGCAUUCCUCCCACGGAGAGGGCGUUACCUCGGUGACGGGCAGAGGGGCCCUGCGGCCAUACUGACCUUCCGUCCAGGCACUUUGGAGAAUCAGCCCCUGUCCUCACUGGACUCGGAAGAGGAGAGUCCCCCACUGCCAGCCCCCAUCUCUAGGCCUAGUCCUUCUUCUCUCCCAUCUAAGGCCCCGGCUCCCCCACCCCCACCCCCACCCAGCAGUCAGCCGGGCCCCCCAUGAGUCACCGUGUGAGCCACUCAGCAACGGGAGCCUCUGUGCUCACACAGCCAGGCCGGCAGCCCCGGUUGUUUACAGACAUGUAACCGCCUGACGCCCCCAGCGGGGGUCUGAGGUUUAGACUGUAAUGAUGGUGAUAUCCGCCCCUCCUUGAGCUCUUUAUCCCUCCCAAAGCUGUCCCUGCCACAGUCCUCUUCGGAAGCCUGUGAAGUCUUUUCAUUUGCCAGACAAGCUGGAAGGAAGUACUGAGAGGGUGAGAAAUCUGCCCGAGGAAUUCCAGCCCCAGAGUCUCUGGAGGGUCCAGGGGGCUGACAGCUGGCCGCGGCUGCCACACAGCGAGGCAGAAGCUGAGGCCUCGCGGGCUCUGAUCGGCUCGUGGACCCCGGGCCAGCCCUUUGGGGUCAUGGAGGUCAUCACUCAGGAGGGAGGGCCCAAUCGGAACCUGAGGGUAGGGGGGAACCUGAGGGUAGGGGGGCACCCGGGAGCUAUGCCUCCCCCACCCCAGGUCACUGGAAAUACAACUUCUCACCAGACCUGCGGAGGUAAGGAGGGAAUAGCACUCUUCUCUCACAACCAAGUCCUGAGUCCAAAUCCAGGAAGCUCUGGGUGCCUUUGGGAUCCUUCUUUAGAAACCAGUCCUGGCCAAUCAGGAUUAGCUGUAGCACAAAGACUCCACCUGGGCUGUUUCACUGAGACCCUUCAUCUUCAUGUAUGUGUGGACUGCCCUGCCAUCUCUUCCCUUCUCUUUCCUUCUCUUCCCAUCCUCUCAGGAAAAGAUGGAUUGUUAUGUGGCUGUAGUAACAAGUAACUCUUAGCACCAGUUAUCUACCCGGCUUCUUCUAUGACCACUUGUUUCAGUAACCAUGCUCCUGGAGCCGCACGCUCCAGCAGUCAUAGCCCACCCUUCUGAGAAUAACCAGUCAGCAGCGACCUCACUCCAUUGACGGUGCUUCUAGAGCCAAAGGUCGACCAUUCCUAAACACUCUGAAAGUUGACCCAUCGCUGAACUCCACGCUUCCCCAAAGCCUAUAUGAGAUGACCUCUCCCCCUUGCUCAGAGAUGCCUUUGCAGGUACAGCUCUCUUAAGCAAGCAGUACACUCAAGACUCCUGUUUCUGAUAGUGAGCGGUCACAUCUUCCUUUAAAACUCUGCCCCCCACCCAGAUAUUUCCUAUAACCUAUCACAAAUUCCUCCAAAAUCCAGAGAACGAGCAAUACAUUUUUUUCAGCUUUGGUAUAAAUUUGGCCUAAGCUGGGACCUCAAGUGCCUUCCUUCUUAUCCCUCUGCCCUCCCCCAACAUUCCAGCUCCAUCCUGGACCCACAGGGAGCAUCCACAAGACAAAUAAACCUCUCUUUUGAUAAAGUGGAUCACUUCCCUUGGCAUAAUUUUGGGCAUGUUGCGUUAUGUCAAAUGACCCCCUCCUCCUCCCACCACCAGGCAUGAAGACAGGGAGAAGGGAGGAGGUGGAGGAGACAUCCUGACACUGAAAUGAGAUCGUAAUAUAUUCAUGAUGUUAUAACUUGCUUCUUAAACUUCAUAUGUUGUAGACAUUCCCCACGAUAGAUAUUCUUCUACGAUAUAGUUUUUUAAGCACUGAAUUGCUUUGCGUCACUUGGAUAUCCCGUAAUUUGAUUACUCGAUCUGUUGCUGGAUAUUUAGUUUCUCUUUGUUGUUGUUGUAAUAAACAAUACUAUGAGGAACGUC